AUGGCAGGUGGAGCUAUGUUUAGCAUUUGGCGCGCUAUCUUCGUGAUGAGUUUUAUGUGGGGCUGGUAUUGCUGUAUGGCUGAGGAGGGAACUGCCACUUUUAAUACUCCUCCAUAUGUCCCGUCGUCGUGCUAUGGAUACGACCCCUCGCAAUUUCCAGUGGGAGAUUUGUUUGCGGCGGCAAGUGAUGCAUUCUGGGACAACGGAGGCGCCUGUGGAUGUCAUUACAGAGUGAGUUGCACUGGCGGGACAAAUGAGGGCGUUCCCGUGCCGUGUAAGAGGGGAUCCAUUGUGGUGAAGAUUGCUGAUUAUUGCCCCUCCGGAUGCGCUGGCACCAUCGAUUUAUCUCAAGCUGUCUUCGCUGAUAUCGCCGAUCCUGAUGAAGGCAAAAUUAAAAUCAACUAUGAACAGUAA
Molecule: messenger RNA, 414 nt
Organism: Cryptomeria japonica (Japanese cedar)
Lineage: Eukaryota; Viridiplantae; Streptophyta; Pinopsida; Cupressales; Cupressaceae
Product: EG45-like domain containing protein
Exons: 2
Coding region: 1-414 (137 amino acids)
Biological process (GO): systemic acquired resistance
Cellular component (GO): cell wall; apoplast
Source: RefSeq, a predicted model, not a curated record